Hevea brasiliensis (rubber tree) is the source of this 1899-nucleotide messenger RNA. RefSeq lists its product as uncharacterized. The transcript is spliced from 6 exons. The record is from RefSeq and is a predicted model, not a curated record. NCBI's taxonomy places the organism in Eukaryota, Viridiplantae, Streptophyta, Magnoliopsida, Malpighiales, Euphorbiaceae. Bases 373 to 1638 code for a protein of 421 amino acids. Gene Ontology annotation, cellular component: cytoplasm. Gene Ontology annotation, molecular function: zinc ion binding; ubiquitin protein ligase activity.
GACGAGUGACAACUAACGAGGCAUAUCCAAACAACUCAUAAAUUGGAGGGAACGGAACGGAUCAGACCGGACCAUGAAUCGUAUAACUGGACGCACCCACUAAAACAAUUCUGGCGGGAAAAUGUCAGUGCAGUCCAUUCCGUCGCCCAUAAAACUCUGUUUACACCUUUUAAUUUCCCAAACACUUCCUAUUUCAUCUUUUCUCUCUUUAUAGAACUCGAUCUUCGUCGAUUCAAUUCGAUCUCUCACUCUCAUCCACCAUUACAAUGAUCUUCAAAACGGUUUAAUCAAAUUAUAUCUGGUACCGUGCUUAAAGUGUCUAUUUUGUAGGCUCUCUUGUGCUAAAAGUUGAAUUAUUGUUUCUGUUGAAAAAUGGAUGGAGCUUUUGAGGACGAGAAUGAUCAGACUAUAACCAUCAAUGAGUAUCUUAACAAGGUUGAAGCCGAGGAGUUGGAAGCGGAUUUGGUUUUGGGCGGAGAUGAGGGCAAAGAGUGCACCUAUACUAUGGGGUAUAUGAAGAGACAGGCAAUUUUCUCUUGUCUGACUUGCGCUCCAGAUGGGACUGCUGGGGUUUGCACUGCUUGCAGCUUGUAUUGUCAUGAUGGCCAUGAGAUUGUGGAGUUAUGGACCAAGAGAAAUUUUCGGUGUGACUGUGGAAAUUCGAAAUUUGGGGAGUUCUUUUGCAAGCUUUUCCCAAAGAAAGAUGUAGAAAAUGUGGAUAAUUCUUAUAAUCAUAAUUUCAAAGGUUUAUACUGCACUUGUGGUCGGCCCUAUCCUGAUCCAGAUGUUGAAGAACAGGAAGAGAUGAUACAGUGCAUCAUGUGUGAGGACUGGUUUCAUGAGGAACAUCUUGGUCUUGAGCCUUCUAAUGAGAUUCCAAGAGAUGAGGAAGGAGAGCCUCUAUAUGAGGAUUUCAUAUGCAAGACAUGCUCAACAAUUUGCUCUUUUCUGACGCUAUAUCCUCAGACUAGAUGGGCAGCUGGGAGGCAGAGAGGUGACGCUAUUGUAAAUAAUGUUAAGGAUAAAAAUGGGUUAGAAGAUAUAUCUUCAGCUUGUGGAUCUGGAAAGCUUGAGAAUGAUGCUUGUUCUCAGGUUUCUGGAGAGGAUAAUGCAGUGGCUGAUGCUAAUAGUGAUUCAGUGCCUGUUGCUGAGGCAUCUGUUAUUGGAGAGAGCUCUGAGAAGAAUAUAGGUUCAAAUCAAAACACAAAAGAUGGCAACCGUCAGACUACUUGUGUUCUUGGAGUUGAUACAGUAUCUACUCUGCCUGUUUUGGAAAAUAAAUCGCUGUUUCUUUCCAAAAAUUGGAGGGAUAUCCUCUGCAGAUGUGAAAGAUGCUUAGAUAUGUACAAUCAGAAGCACAUAAGUUAUCUGCUUGACAAGGAGGACUCAAUUGCUGAGUAUGAGAAAAUGGCAAAGCAGAAGAGGGAAGAAAAGUUGCAGCAGCAGGACGGUGAUGAGCUGAGCCUUUUCAACAAACUGGGUCAUGUAGAGAAGAUGGAGAUAUUGAAUGGCAUUGCAGACUUUAAGGAGGAGUUUCGAACUUUUCUGGAGUCGUUUGACACAUCAAAAACGAUCACAUCAUCUGAUGUCCACCAGAUAUUUGAAAAUCUUGCUAAAAAGCGCCGGCGUGCACAGUGAGUUGUCUGUUAGUUUCUCAUGUUUUACAUGUGGCCUCUUCUUUAGCUGGGCUAGGAGCUGAACCUUUCUAGAACAUACAGAAAUUUGAAAAGGCGUUCUGUUUUAAAGUAAGAAUGCUCCAGUUGUAUGGACCAUCUUGUCUUGUAGAGUUUUGUGUUUAUUCACCUUAAAUUCAACUUGGAUUUCCGUAUUUACAUGCUGGAAUAAUGUAAUUUUUGGAGUUGGUGAAUACUUCGAUAUGUUGAAUUAUGUUGUCUAUCA